Molecule: messenger RNA, 1500 nt
Organism: Mizuhopecten yessoensis (Yesso scallop)
Lineage: Eukaryota; Metazoa; Mollusca; Bivalvia; Pectinida; Pectinidae
Exons: 3
Source: RefSeq, a predicted model, not a curated record
CGAUACGUAUAUAUACGUUAUCAAUUGGCUUUGUCAUUUUUACAAGGCCAAGCAGCAUGUCUUGUGAGGAUGUACAUGGAAAGGUGUGUGUACGAUGGCCCAGGUGAUGGUUGUGAGUAAGACAACUUUUUAACGUGGAAUGUGAAUUUUGGUUUUCGUGGCCAUUUAUCAUGUGGGAACUAAUUCGAUCAGCAUUUUGUAGAGAACGCCACAAAACAAGUGAAACUAAAACAGACGGCGAGAAAGACAGCCGCGGAGACCAAAGGGAAGGGGAGUCAGCCGCCGAAACUGACGAACCUCCGCCUCUCCCUCCUCGACGACCGAGUAAGGAGGGGCAAAGAUGUAUUCAGCAAUCGUACCAAAGUCCCCUGCAGACGAACCACAGGCAUGCCUCCAGGGAUCAAUCUCGCCCGUCCCACGGGGAACGACUUGGUCACAGCUGGCCGCGGCGUGACAACGGACUAGCUGGCUACAAGUCUCGGUAUUCGUCAGAGACAGAUAUAAUGUCUGCCCGAUCGCAAGCCAAGAAAAAGAGACACAAUUUCCUUACAAAGAAGCAUGACCAGUGCGUCGUUUUGUCGCGAUCUUCCAGUGCUUCAUCCUUGUCUAAUUGUUCCCCUGAUGAGCAUGCGUCAACUACCGGAACUGAUAUGACUCCUAGUCCCGACAUAAACAUGAACCAUUUCAUCAAUCGGCAAUUCGAACUGAAUGGGAAUUACGUGAAAAAGUCGAAAAGUUGUGAAUCAAAACAGCAACAUGUGGAGUACGUACGUCAACGAAGUAACGAGGAGGCAGGGCGUGGUCUGCUGGAGGUUCCGUUCCUCAGACACUCUCACAGUGACGCGUCUCUUCAGUCUCUUCGCUCCUGUCCUGAGAUAGGUGUGGGAGCGAGUCGUGAGUUCGACGUAAAUGGUGACAUACAUAGCCCUUGUUACGGUAGGGACUACAAUGCUAUCAUCAAACACAUGCAAAAGUCACCGUUCAGGAGAAAGGAUAUGCCUACAUCUAAACCCUUUUCUAGUUUUGACGUAAACGAGGUUGAGUCGGUGGUACGCCGUGAGCGGGCUUCCAAACGGAUGCCCCAGCGGCCUCAUUCGAUUGGAUACUUCGACAACAAGAGGUAUAGUAAAGUGACUAAUGUCCGGAGACAACUGGCUGUGUGUGGCCGGAACUCUGAUUCUUACCAGUCUCAUUCCUCCCCAGCAUCCCCCUCCCAGAAGCGCAUGCCCCUGGUAUUACCGGACGAUCCCGGAUCCGUGUCCGACCUGGAGUACAUCAUGGAAAGCCCGCACGAGAUGCGUUCCUUUGACGUGUCGAGAGAGAACAGUUUAGUGUCCGAAGAGGAGGUUGCUAAAUUUUGUGGAGAUUUACAAAGAUUGACGACAAACAACGAAAACGAAAAUGGUUAUGUGAAAGUUUUAGCCUCACCGCGAGUGUCGCCGGAUAUAUUCCACUCUGUGCCCGGGGUAGUGGUUACCUCCGACUCGGACGAAACCUCUG